This is a messenger RNA of Nanorana parkeri, 3779 nucleotides long. RefSeq names its product protein phosphatase 1 regulatory subunit 9A (gene PPP1R9A). Gene Ontology annotation, biological process: actin filament organization; calcium-mediated signaling; neuron projection development. NCBI's taxonomy places the organism in Eukaryota, Metazoa, Chordata, Amphibia, Anura, Dicroglossidae. The coding region runs from base 309 to 3605 and encodes 1098 amino acids. Gene Ontology annotation, cellular component: cytoplasm; actin cytoskeleton; postsynaptic density. The transcript has 17 exons. The record is from RefSeq and is a predicted model, not a curated record. Gene Ontology annotation, molecular function: actin filament binding.
CAGCACAGAGAUGGGGAUGAUGGGGAAGUAGAUCUGCAGCAGUGACUCAUGAGGAGGAGGACAAGGAGGAGGAGGCAGCAGCCAUACACACACACUGCACACACAUUGCACACACAUCCAGCACUCCAGCAACGUGCAGAGCCCAGCACUGCAAGCCUGCCUCGAAGAUUUACUUGAAAGUAUAAUUCGACAAGAGACAUGUAACAACAGCAAUAUUUCAACCGUUCCUCAAGAAGAAUCCAGAUGACUACACAACUUUGAGGAAGCUGCCUUCUUAGUCACCAUGUACAUUGUGCUCUCAUGCUGAAAUGAACAUGAUGAAAACAGAAGCGCAAGUCGAGCGUUCGACCCUACGGAGUGCCUCGCCCCACAGGAAUGCCUAUAGGACUGAGUUUCAGGCGAUCAAGAGCACCUUCGAUAAACCAAAAGCUGACGGAGAGGAAAAGUCGAAACAGGAUGGUGAUGUGCCCCAAACGCAGCAGACCCGGGGACGCCGUUAUGGGUCCAACGUCAACAGGAUCAAAAACUUGUUCAUGCAGAUGGGCAUGGAGCCAGGUGAAAACAAUGGAGUGGAGAUUAGAAAGUCCAAAAGCACGGCAUCGUCUCCCCAAAGGAAAGCCAAACCCAGGGACGUUUCGGAAAAGAAGGACGUAGCGGACGCGAAGCUCAAGACUGCUAUUUCGGAACGGAUUAGCCGCUUUGACACUUUGGAUGGACCUUCCUAUUCCAAGUUUACAGAAACCCGGAAGAUGUUCGAAUACAGUGCUAAUGACUCCGGGCACUGUGGCCGCUAUUCUUCGAGGAAGGAGAGACAGAGAUCUAGUGAACUUUUCGACGAAGGGCGCGGAAGUAAGUCAAACAGGGGGAGCACCGAUUCUCUGGACAGUCUUAGCUCGAGGACCGAGGCCUUGUCGCCAACUGUGAGCCAACUUAGUGCAGUUUUUGAGAACAAUGAUUCCAAUAAUCUGGAGAAAAAUGAGAACGAUGAAGGUUAUUCAGUGACUGGACAUUACCCGAUGAACAUCGUAACCUCCCCAGUUACCAGUUUUGAUGGUUAUGGGCAUUCAACUGAUGCAAAUUCUUGGUCGCCAUCAAGGGAAACUGACACAGACACUGAUAUUACUCAUCAGAUGAACAGGGAAAUGAUGAGAGAAGACGGCCAUAUCUCAAUCAAAGAGGUACAAAGAGAAAGCAUUGGUUGCAGUACGUCAAACGACCACAUAACCCUGAAGAAUGAUGUCGCGGAUGGAACUGAUGAUGGACCUCGCAAUAGACACGUGAAAAAAGGCGAUCCUACGGUACAACAAAGCAAUUUGUCAGAAAGCUUCACAAACGCUUUCGAAAGGACUAAAUCGGUAGAAUCACCGACGGCCUUGGAAACAAAUGAGGCUGCUAGCCAAGCCUCCCCUGCUCCGGUGUCCCUUGACGUUGGCACAAGCAUUACCAGCGACUUGAAUAGUUUGUCCACUGUCCAAUCAUAUGAUCACUCCAGCUAUAAUGUUUACAGAGUGCGUUCGCGGUAUAAUGCAGAGUGGGAGGAGACAGAACCUGGGGACGAUGAUGACAGUGAUGAAAAUAAGUCAUACGAGCCAGACAUGGAAUAUUAUGAGAUCCCUGGAUUACCAGAAGAAGAUGAGGUUCCAACUCAGAGAAAGAUUAAAUUUAGUAAAUCGCUGAUAAAGGUGUUCAACACAUACUCCAACGAAGACUAUGACCGGCGGAAUGAUGAAGUGGACCCAGUAGCAGCUUCGGCGGAAUAUGAGCUGGAGAAACGCGUGGAAAAGCUUGAUAUAUUCCCAGUGGAUCUAGAAAAAGAUGAAGACGGUCUCGGUGUUAGCAUUAUCGGAAUGGGAGUUGGCGCUGACACAGGCCUGGAGAAACUUGGAAUAUUCGUUAAGACAGUCACAGAAGGAGGGGCAGCUCAAAGAGAUGGACGGAUCCUCGUCAACGAUCAGAUCUUGGAAGUGGAUGGGAUUAGUCUUGUUGGCGUCACUCAGAACUUUGCAGCAACUGUUCUUCGAAACACCAAAGGAAAAGUCAGGUUCAUUAUAGGCCGUGAGAAACCGGGACAGAUUAGUGAGGUCGCCCAGCUAAUCAGCCAGACGCUGGAGCAAGAGCGCCGUCAGCGGGAGAUGCUGGAACAACACUAUGCACAGUAUGACGCAGAUGACGAUGAGACGGGAGAGUACGCCACAGAUGAAGAAGAUGAAGAUGUUGGUCCGGUCAUCCCGGGAAGAGAAAUGGCCAUUGAAGUUUUUGAUCUUCCCGAAGGAGAUGAGAUGUUUUCCUCUGAUGUGGAUGUAACAAAACUGGCUCACAAGUUUAAAGAGCUACAGAUUAAACAUGCCGUCACCGAAGCUGAGAUUAAGAAGCUGAAAGCCAAGCUACAAACGGCGGAGAAUGAGAAGGUGAGGUGGGAGCUGGAGAAGACACAACUUCAACAGAACAUUGAGGAAAACAAAGAUAGGAUGAUGAAGCUGGAGAGUUACUGGAUUGAGGCCCAGACGUUGUGCCACACGGUGAACGAACAUCUGAAGGAAACACAGAGCCAGUACCAGGCCCUGGAGAAGAAAUACAACAAGGCCAAAAAACUGAUCAAGGACUUCCAGCAAAAAGAGGUUGACUUCAUGAAACGGCAAGAGGCCGAAAAGAAGAAGAUUGAGGACAUGGAGAAGGUUCACUUUGCUGAGGUUCAGAACUUGCAUUCCCGGAUCAAGGACCUGGAAGCAGAGGUUUUCCGGCUCCUCAAGCAAAACGGCAGCCAGGUCAACAAUAACAACAACAUUUUUGAAAGUCGGACAUGCCUUGGCGACGACCCCGUAUCGGCCGAAGACUUGGGCGAGACCAAGCAAGAGCCGAGCUUGGAUGGCUUGAAGGAAGAAGGAGCAGUGAAAAGUGCCGACGGCGACGACGUGUUCGACUUCAACGAAGCAGUGCCGGAAACAGAGAGACUGGAUUCUAAAGCUCUGAAAACUCGGGCUCAUCUGAUUGUGAAGAGCAAAAGACAAAAACCGUCUAGAACGCGUGUACAAGACAGCGUCAGCUCCACGGAUGGAGAGGACAGCAUCGAGAGGAAGAAUGUCGCAUUGAGCGAUGAUUUCAGCCCCAGCAGCACCAGUUCCGCAGAGCUGAGCGGCCUUGUGGCAGAAAUAAAGUUGGCAGAGCGAUCCCAUUCUCUAGCAUUGUCCUCCGAUGAGAGCCUGGAUAUGAUAGAUGAUGAGAUCCUUGAUGAUGGCCAGUCUCCCAAACACAGUCCCCGCAGUCCGUUUGAGUGGAGCACACAGCAAGUAACUAACUGGCUAAUGAGUCUUCACCUAGAACACUGUGUAACUGAAUUCACGGCACACAAUAUCGACGGAGAACAACUUCUCCAGCUAGACAGUAGCAAGCUCAAGACCCUUGGCGUAAAUUCUCAGGACAGAGCGCUCAUUAGAAAAAAGAUCAAAGACAUGAAAGUGACAGUUGAGAAGUUCCGGAAAGUCAAUGAAAAAAUGGGGAAACAGAAGGAGAGACUCCGGAGGAGGGAGCAAGAUCAGCAAGUGCGGAGAGGGAGGCACGAUAACGAUACGCCUACGGAUGGCGCACGGAGCACGCCAGAGCCAUAACCACUGUAUACUAUGUGAAUAGGACGAUUCCAUGACAAGGAGUUCAGUGUGCACUGUACGCAAGCCUGCAGGCACCGAACAGAUCGAUUACAAUGCUGGUACAAGUAGAGGGGGAGAAAUCACAUGAAAAAUAACGGACUACUCCAUGUCGGGUAGAGAGGGCAAGCAUUGAUG